Molecule: messenger RNA, 2090 nt
Organism: Botrytis porri
Lineage: Eukaryota; Fungi; Ascomycota; Leotiomycetes; Helotiales; Sclerotiniaceae
Exons: 4
Coding region: 111-1121 (336 amino acids)
Molecular function (GO): oxidoreductase activity
Source: RefSeq, a predicted model, not a curated record
CACAAUAUAAAGAUCAAAAUGCCCCUUGGCAAUGAUCUUCUUCUAAGAUAAAAUUGUUCCCAUCUUAGAAUACAUCCCUAGUCAUUUUCUGCAAUAAAAUAGAUACCAUAAUGCCUGAAACUAUGCGAGCAGUUGAUAUCAAAGAUGGCAAAGGGCAUGCCGAUGCUCUUUUCAUAAAUGAUUUGACUCCCAAGCCUACCGCUCAAUCGGGCGAAGCUAUCGUCAAAGUCAAAGCUUUCGGUCUUAACCGUAUGGAUCUUCUCCAACGUGAAGGCCUCUAUCCUGUUCCACCACAAGCUCCCAAAACUCUUGGUGUGGAAUUUUCUGGUACGAUUGAAAGUUUAGGCACAGAUAUUAAGGAGGGAUUUAAUGUCGGAGAUGAGGUUUUUGGUUUGGCGUAUGGAGGUGCAUAUGCGGAGUACCUCGCUGUGAACACGCAUAUGCUUCUAAAGAAGCCGGAUCAUUUGAGUUGGGAAGAGGCGGCUGGUAUUCCUGAGACAUGGAUCACAGCUACUCAAGCUAUGUAUCUCGUCGGCGAAUUUUCCCAAGGAAAAUCCAUUCUCUGGCACGCAGGCGCAUCAUCCGUCUCCAUCGCCGGUAUUCAACUCGCCAAGAACUCCGGUGCAUCAGCUAUCUAUGUGACAGCUGGGUCACAAGAAAAGAUCGAUUUCUGCGUUAACACAUUAGGAGCAACAGCAGGCUUCAACUACAAAACACAAGAUUGGGCGAAGGAGAUUACCGCUGCUACAGAUGGCAAGGGUGUUGAUAUUAUUGUUGAUUUUGUAGGAGCGAACUAUUUCCAGGGAGAUCUAGAUGUAGCAGCAAAAGAUGCAAGAGUGGUGCUUUUGGGAGUAAUGAGUGGGACGAAAUUACCAAGUGGUGUUGAUAUGGGUGCAUUUAUUUUUAAGAGAGUUAGAUUUGAAGGAAGUACGUUGAGGAGUAGAGAUGUGGAUUAUCAGGGUAAAUUGAGAGAUAAGUUGGAAGAAUACCUUCCUAAAUUUGAGGAUGGUACGUUCAAGAUUUUUGUGGAUAAGGUUUUCCCGUGGGAAAAGGUGGUUGAGGCCCAUAAGGAAAUGGAGAAGAACACCAGUAAGGGGAAGAUCAUCUGUACAAUUUCUUAGGGGGACUGAAAUGCAGUGUAUACUAGCGCUCAACUUGUAGAUUCAUCUGAUUAUAAACACAAGAGGCAUCUUUUGCACCAGUAUACCGUUCCUUUUCUCAAAAAAUCAACACAUAUAAUCACAAAUCACAAAACUAAGCUUUCUUCCGUUUACUCGCAGUUCACAUCACAUUCCCGACUCCCAAAACCUCAGACCCUAAUAUUUACCCCAUCCCCACAACAUCAUAAUCACCCCUCCCCCAUCUAUAACAAUACUCGCGCAUAACGCAGGCCCAAAAGCCACAGUCCCGAAAUACAACCAUUCCAAUCCCCAAAAGCCUGCUAUUACCAUAUAAGCCCAUAGGGUAAGGAAAUAUAGUUCAGGAGAGGAAAGAUUAUAAGCGGUUAUCAAACGGAGCAUACCGCUCACAAGAGUGUAGCAGCCGAAGGUACGGGCAAAGAGGGCACUUGCUUGAUGGGGAGAUGGAGAGGAGGUUUUAGAGGAGGUGGAAGUGGAAGAGGUGAUGGUGGAAUGUGGACCGAAAAAAAGGGUUUGGGUGGCCGAGAGGGAAAGAAAACAUUGGGCGGAGUUGUAGAAACUGAUGAUGGCGUUCUGUGGAGCAGCCAGUAUGGCAAGAUGCCUUGACCUUGUGGAAGAUAGAAAGCCAUAAUAUUUUUCAGUGUGAUAUUAUAGACAGACCGAUUGGGUCUGCUUACUCGGUUUCGUAGUGCGAACUGUAGCAGUAAGUGCGUUGAUGGGACAAAAGACACGGCAUAUGAUGAGUUCAUAUAUAUAUAUAUAUCCAGAGGGGUACUGUGUUUUCGUUGUUGCAACAGCCAGCUGGUCUCACUCGCGAACAGUAAUAACCUUACGAGGGUUGCUCUUGCCGGGUAAGCUCAACAUCAUACUUGGAUUCUGUGGGGUUCAAAGAAACUACGUAACUCAAAUAUGAUUUAGCCGUUAUAGAGAAAGACUUUGUAACCACGUUUG